AUGGCGCAACCAUUCCAAAUUAAAUCAGUCAAUGAACUGAGGCCGGAAAAACAGGAUAACAAUUACAGAGGAGGCAGUAUACCCUGCCCAGACCAGGCUGUGUUAAAUGAAGUCUACGAAAAUAUAGCGGAGACCUACAAAGUCAUUGAAGGCUCAUCCGACUCACGAUCCAGUCUCAAUCCCAUUCAGUCUCCUCAAGAUCUACUAGAAACUUCAAACGAGGUGUACGGCCUAGCCGAGAAUCAGGUUGGACACGAUAAACAGUCUCUUCAGCAAGCGCGGGAUCUCACCCUACAGAAGGUUGUACUAUCACCGACCUUCGUUUGCGGUGGAAAGGAAGCCAACCGAAUGAGUUCUGCGUAUUCUGAUACGGAAGCCGAAUGCACUGCAGCAGUUUGUCUAGAGAAUUCAGAUUCGGGUCCUCCUUUUAUGCUCACCUGCGAAGUCCAGACUCAAUCGGCAGCAGCCGACAACUUGCACUCAAACAGGACUAGAAAUUUGUGCCAGGGCUUUCCAAGCAAUAAUACAAUAUCCGGUAGAGAGGAUUCUGCUGAAUUUAAAGGAACUAUCUACACUGAUCCGUCGCAUCUAUCCAUCACUCCAAGAGCCAGGCCUGAGCCCAAUUAUGAUGGCCAAUUUUUCGACGAUGGAACUGCACGUGACUUCACCUUACCUUGGCAACCAGGCGGUCGGUUCCCCAUGCAGACUGCCCUUAAUGUGGUAAAAAAUCACCUAGCAGAACCUCGAAAAGGAACAGAACUAUCGCCAACCCGGCCUACUCCUCUGUUACCCCUUCCACCACCUAUCGGUUGUGUUUCACACUGGCAUGAAAAGGUCAGCCAGUCUUCCACGGGCAGGCAAGAUGAGCUGUCUAAUGAAGAUAUGGCCUCAGCCUUCUCCGAGUGGUUGAAUUUGCUGAUUACUAAACAUCGUUUUUGUCUGGAUACCUGGGACCAGUGGGCAGAAGAUCUUGCGGAAGCCGAGAAAAAAGCAACUCGCCGUACAGGACAGAAAAUUAAUGUGGUCAGAUUCACAUACAAUCCAGUAAGCAUGACCAUUCGUGCAAAUAUUUUAGCAUUUUGA
Protopolystoma xenopodis is the source of this 1083-nucleotide messenger RNA. NCBI's taxonomy places the organism in Eukaryota, Metazoa, Platyhelminthes, Monogenea, Polystomatidea, Polystomatidae. The record is from the annotation of a GenBank genome assembly.